AUGCCGCAGUCAACGCCUGAUUCAGCAAGUCAGCCAUUCCAGGUAGGUUGUGAUUGAAAAAUGCACAGUAGUCAAUAUAGCGGUUUUAUAUACUCGGUUUAUACAAUCUUGUAUUUUCCAAAAACACGAUCUUAGCCUAUGAUUUACGUUUCUAUAAAAAUCUACAUCAUAUAAAUGAGUGUUUUUUUGUAGAUUAUCCUUCCGGUCCAACCUACAAGAACGGAUGAAUCAUUUUUUAAAGGAAUCUUGGAGAAGAUAAAUGUAGAAUUGCGUGGUGUGGCUAGAGGGGACACGAAUUCGAUGCUUCGAAGUCGCAGUUUUGACAGGCUAAGCAACUUUUCCGACGAGCAGCUGGUAGAAGAAUUAAAGACCAUGUGUCCUAUUACAUAUAAACUAUUAGCUUGUAUGCUGGAAUUAGAAAAUUGUAGCGAGAAAAAGAUUGCUGCGCUCAGUUUGAUAUACGGGGUGAUUAUGUUCAAGAGGUGCAAGGAACUCGGCUUUAUCCAAAGCAUUAACACCAUUAUUCUGUCAGACAGCGGUGCGAACACCGAGGUACUGUAGCCUGAUUUUUUUGCAGGGCAGCGUUCUUAAUAAAAGCCGCGUUAGAUGUAUAAGAAGCAAUUUUGACUGAAAAUAAUUGCAACUUGCAAAACAACAGUGAUGAUGUCUGUAUGUCAUUAAAACUGUGCUCAAACUGGCUGUUUAUUAGUACCGGUUAGUACCGGAGAUUUCUAAAUAUUAAUUGAACAUCUUGCAUGCAGUUACAUUGCCGGAUGUUUAAUAACGGCCCAUUUAUUGUUUAUCUAAUAUGAAAAGUCUGAUAAUUUUUUUUCAUGAGUUCUCUAUCCUGAAAAACAUUGUCAUUGAUACAGAAACAAUCUUGCUACCCAUUCAUUUUGUUUUUGCCUGCCUUUGGGAGGCAAAUUGUGCAUUUGUGCCUUCGCAAGAACUUUGGGCAAACAGGGAAACAAAAUAUUGCGAUUCACAAAGAUAAGUUUCCUACUGUUACCACAACUAUAUUUCCUGUUUCGCCAGGGUAGAAGAAAAAUGUCCUUGUAUUAAUUUAAAACACGCGUAGGAGUGCUUUAUCAGAUAUAAAACGCGAGGUGAAAGCCAAACAUUUUAUAUCUGAUAAAGCACGACUACAAGUGCUUUAAAUGGCUUAAAAAACGAUCCAUGUUUAUGAGUUCAUUGGCGAAGUAAUUUUCAAAAUCAACGUUUUUAAGCCGAGAACUGAUCAAAGCUAAAGUAACAUGAAAUUUUAUCACAUAUAUAAACAUCAACAACAGGGUUGUAAUUUUCUUUGUUUUUUUUUUAGUUUUUAAGUAAGUUUAAUCCCAAUGUAUGUGGUAUGCUAAUCCUCAAUGCUAAUGCCUUUUCAAAUGCUUUUUCAUGUUUGAUUGUGCUUCAACUGCUUCAAAAGAAUAACUGUCUGUUUAAAACUUUUAAAUGUAAAUUUUAAUGUUUAAAUACCACAUACAAAUCACAUAAUUGCAAAUUUUUAGACCUAAUAGAUUGUUAAUUCAACUUUGUAUUUCUGAUUAAAUAUACAGUGUAUUAUAUUUUUACACUCUUUCCAGGAAUUAAUGUUGUUAUUCUUACAUUACUUUAUUUUCCUAUUCAGGUUUAUGAGAGGUUCAACAAACUUGGUAUAUGCUUUGAAAAGACAAUGAAGUACAAGAUUCAAGAUGAGAUUGGCACACAUUUCCUGGACAAGGUGGUUGAGCAAGUAAAGGCAGGAAACACUUUUUCAUUUGUCCUGGAUAACAUUGAUUGGGAAGUGAAGGUGCACGAAAUGCGAUCAGAUAAUCAAAACCAAAGUGUACAUGCUGUUGCAACAUCUUUGGUAUUUGAUCGUGUUUCGUGCAGCCAUUUAGAUGACACAGAGCCGCAGCGGUCUUUAGCUGAGACUGAUAUCAAACAGCUUGUCGAACUGAAUGUUAAUGAUGCUGAACAGCAGCGACAAAGUUACAAGAUGAUAGCAGCUAAAAUCCUAUGUGAGCAAAUCCCAGCAUUCAGCUUUCUUAAGACAUUG
Paramuricea clavata is the source of this 2035-nucleotide messenger RNA. The record is from the annotation of a GenBank genome assembly. Lineage: Eukaryota; Metazoa; Cnidaria; Anthozoa; Malacalcyonacea; Plexauridae.